Messenger RNA from Drosophila hydei, 3523 nucleotides. RefSeq names its product protein suppressor of white apricot (gene su(w[a])). The transcript has 6 exons. Gene Ontology annotation, molecular function: RNA binding. Bases 339 to 3116 code for a protein of 925 amino acids. Gene Ontology annotation, biological process: RNA processing; mRNA 5'-splice site recognition. Lineage: Eukaryota; Metazoa; Arthropoda; Insecta; Diptera; Drosophilidae. The record is from RefSeq and is a predicted model, not a curated record.
AAAAAAAAAGCAAACCGAAAAAAAUUUAAAAAUCGACAAAAAUGUAAAAUCAAGAACAAAUGCAAGACCAAAAUAUUAACUAGAAUAUGAUCAAGUAGAAGUAUAGAAAUUAAAUCAAAAGCAAAUAGCAACAUAAACAAAAACCAACCCAAAACCAACAACGACAACAGCAGCAGCAAUGAAAUAGCGUAUAACAACGUAAGUGUCGUCCAGUGCCUUGUGGGUGGUGCCGCCAUGGUUCAGAUUCCGCAAACACUUUGGGAUUCCGCAUUCUCUGUCCUACUCUGUUUCACUGUUGGACCCUUUACAAAACUUAAACUCCACAAGAAAGCUAAAAAAUGCAAAAGUCAAGAGAAACAAAAUCAAGCUUACAAUCAAAUGAAAACCCCCAAAACUCAAGCAAUUUAUUCCAUGAAUUUCAUAAAUUUUUGAAUAUUUGUAUUCCGUUAUUGUGCCAUGUGGCUCGCGUUUUUAGCUAUUUCUGGUAUUGUUGUUGUACUAAAGUCGCGUCGUUUGUCUUGUGUUUUCUUAUUUUUGCCAACACUCAUAUGCACAUACUACCACAAUUACACAUUUACACACACACACACACACACACAACACAACCCAACCACUUACCCACCAACAUACACUCACGUACAGAGGAGGAUCUGAAGCGCCUGCAGCAGGAGACAUCGGGCGGGAACUAUAGCCAAGUAGAUUUCCAUUAUGAUGGCCAGUCAACAUGUAGUUCAUCUGGUGCGGACAAUGCAACUUCACCAACAUCGGAGUCCUCAACACUCACUGAGGAAUCCGAGUUGCCCUACACGCUACCACCCACUCUUCUCGUGCCGCCUGCACCGGGCAUGCAGCUGCCGGAGACAAUGAAACAGCAUGCGAUUAUUGAGAAGACGGCACGUUUCAUUGCCACUCAGGGCGCUCAGAUGGAGAUCCUUAUCAAAGCCAAGCAGGCAAGCAACGCACAGUUUGACUUUCUAUCGCAGGGCAGUCAGUUGCAGCCAUAUUAUCGCCAUCUGCUGGCUGCCAUCAAGCAGGGAAAAUUCGCAGCUUCCGUGCAGACAACAUUAGACAAAGGCAAUGCCGUAACCGACGCCAACGCAUUACCCGUGAGUCCGAAGCGCAGCCAGCAGAUUAUUACGGUGCCCACCAUCAAAUAUAAACCGUCGGCCAAUUGCGCCUACACGCAACUAAUUAGCAAAAUCAAAGGAGUUCCGCUCCAGACAGUACUAGAUGAUGAGGUCGCCUCACAGCAUUCCGCCGGAACCGUCUCGCCGACGCCCAGCUCCAAGUCGGAGGGCCAAAGCCAAAGCAGCGUUGCCGCCGCUGCGUCAAAUGGCGAGUUUACACCUGUUCUACUCCAAUACAAUGGUAGCACAUUCGCCCACGAGGCGGAGGAAGAUAAUGCCAACGAUGCGCCGCCCAAAGUGGAGCUAUUGAAGAACACUAGUGCUCUGGCCCUCGCCCAAAACUAUAGUUCGGACAGUGACGAAGAGGAUGAUGAGAACAAUGAUACAACUGAGCAACAGUCACAACGAACCACACAAUCGGGCGCCACUAACAGCACCACAAGCACCACAACGGCCAGCGCCAAUGCGAAACCCGCUGCUGUGCUGGCGCCACCACCCUUGUUAACUUUUCCAUUGCCAGAGGAGACGCUGCGCCAUAUCAUAGAUAAGACGGCCACGUAUGUAAUUAAGAACGGUCGCCAGUUUGAGGAGACGCUGCGCACCAAGAGCGUGGAACGUUUCAAUUUUUUGCUUCCAGAGCACAAGUUCUAUGCGUAUUAUAUGUACAAGAUAACUGGCGAUGUGGACGCCGCUUCCAAGGAGGAGAAAACGCGCAAGGCGGCAGCUGUGGCUGCUGCCCUGAUCAGCAAAAAAGGUCUAGGAGGCACAGCUGCUGCCAGCGCGAGUGAGAAGGCACACGUUAGCUUUGCUAUACGUGCACGCGAUGAAAACGCAUCUUUGCACCCGGCACUGCCACAGGAAGCUAGCGAUGAAGAUGAGCAAAAGGCCAAAUCGAAUACCGAGCAAGUACGGCCUGGCAUGCCCGAUAGCGUGCAACGUGCCAUUAAGCAAGUGGAGACUCAAUUGUUAGCUAGAACGAAUGGUCCAAAAACGACAGUGGCAGCUUCAGCAACCACAGCAACGUCUCCACUUAAGGAGCAACGCCAAGCUGAGGAGCGUUUCAAGGACAAGCUAGCGCAGGUCGCACGCGACAAGCUAAAUGGCAUGGUCUCGCGCGAGAAGCAGUUGCAGCUGGAGCGAAAGCGCAAGGCCAGGGAAUUUCUCAAUCAAAUCAAAUCUGAAGGCACUGCCAUUGGUGCAACAAUUGGAUCGGAUGCGACGGCUGCCUCAAAUAGUGAAUCAACUGUGGCAGCUGACAACAUAAAUAGUGACUCCAACGAUUCUGUGCGUUCCAUACCUAUCACGUACUUUGGGCCUGAUGAUGAUGACGACGACGAAAAUGAUGUCGGGGCGCAGUCGGCGACGAAAAGGCACGCAGUUGACGAAGAUGAUGAAACCGAUGAUGGUGAUUUAGAGAAAUACAACUUGCUAAACGAUGAUAGCACCAAUACGUACACCAGCAAGGCAGCGGCGGCUGCUGCUGCAACAGCGCCCGUCCUGCUUUCUGAUGAUGAUGAUGUGCAGCUGGUGUCCACUGCAGCCGCACCGCAAUCAUUGUCGUCCGUAUCAUUGGCUGCGCGACACCGUAAGACUGGCCGUCGGAGUCGAAGUCGGAGCAGGCGCAGUAGCAGCAGCUCCACAAGCCGCGAUGCUUCAGUGACCUCAUCCAGCAGCAAUGCCAGCUGCCGACGGAGUCGUAGUCGCAGCUCACAUCGGCAGCGACACAAGCGCAAAGCGAGCUCCAUAUCAAAACAUAGACGUCGCCGUCGCAGUCGCAGUUUGUCGCGUAGUCGCAGUCGCAGUCGCAGUCGCAGUCGAAGUCGCAGUCGUAGCAGCAGUCAUUCGAGCUCACGCCGUCAUCGCGACCAUCAUCGGGAUAAGGAAGAUGCAUUAUCACGGCGAAGGAAUCAUCAGCGCCAAUCAUCCAAAAAGAGUCACAAGCGUCACAAGCGACGUCGACGCAGCAGCUGCGGAUCCGUCUCCCAAUGAACCGUGUCAUUGUCUUAAUUAAUAUAGGGUCUAAGUUCUAAAGAUUGUACAUUUCAUUCUUUUUUUUAAUGUUGAGCAAAUGUUUUGAAUGCGAUCCAUAGAUUUUGGUCGUCAAUAAUAAAAUUUUAGUGUAAGAAAAAAAGUUGUCAAGAUUUUUCCACAACAUAUUUCAGAUUUUUGUUUAAUUAUAUACAAAUAAUUGGAUGGUUACUAUAGUUCUGAAUGGAAACCAGUACAAUCUCGGGCUACACUAGAUGGAAAUCUCUCGUCGUUUUUCUUAUUUAUGAUAAAUAGGAAAACAAGUCUUCUGGGACAAGUAUAUAUAAUAAUUAUAUUUUAUCUAUACAUGUAGCUAAGGUAUGUAAUUUUGUCAAUGGUUAAAGGUAUAUAUUUUUGUCAAUGGUUAG